Molecule: messenger RNA, 1941 nt
Organism: Hymenoscyphus albidus
Lineage: Eukaryota; Fungi; Ascomycota; Leotiomycetes; Helotiales; Helotiaceae
Source: the annotation of a GenBank genome assembly
AUGGAAAUCUACCACACAACAUUCGAAGAAUCCCACGGCCGAGGACAAGGCGGCUGGUCCACCUCCCCUCCACCCACCCAACAAAAAUCCUCACUACAACAACACCUCGAACGCAAAAGACAGCUCGCAGAAGCCGCCGAGAAGGAGCGAAAAAAGGUAGGUGGUAUACAUUUCCACUUCCUCCCCUCAUUUGGCUCAAAACAGGGAAAACAGGCAACAGCAGCAACAGCAACAGAACGGAAAUCCGAGCCAGAAGGCUCGCAGUAUAAGAUACCUCGCAAAGCGGUGCCGAUACGGAAAUGCGAUAUUAGGAUGAGGGAUGAGAGGGGUGGGUUGGGAUACCCGGUUGCUGCACCGGGGUUGAAGCGGAAGGGGGGGUUUCGUUCUGGGAGUGAUGGGGGAGUGGAGGAGAAGACUUUGAGUGGUGAGAAGAGAGAGGAUGGGAGGAGACAGGUAUCUCCACCACGGUCCUCGAAUGAUCUCUCUUCCGCAACAAGUUCGCCAUUCUAUGCUCAUAGACUUGGAUAUCAAGCUCCAGCUCCAGCUCCAGCUCCAGCUCCCCUCGCCCCAACAACUCGAAUCCAGAAUCUGAGAAGAUGUCCUUCCAUCCCUGAAAUUCCCAGAUCAGAACCCAAAGCAAAACCCACAUCCUUACCAGCAGUAACCUCCCCAUUCAAACCACUUCCCAGGCCCCCGCGACCUGUCAAUAAUAACGAUAUCUUACUCGAUGCGCGGAAUAACUACAAGUCCCUCCCCGCACCAAUAACGCCCUGGCCAAAUAGCAAACAGCAACAACUGCAGAAGCAAAUACAGAGACAGCACCAGAACGUAAAAACACAUGAAAAGAAAAAGUCGGAAUCGGCUUCGAAGAGAUUAGUGGAAUACAUCCACACAAGUGCCGAUUUCUUCGAUGAGACGAGAAGAGGCGUGCAAGGGAUACUAAGCCCCGGAAUCGGACCACAGGAUCAUACCUCCCAUUCACACGAGGCCCAUAACUCCCAUCCGGUUUUCACGCCUUCUUAUUCCGGCGGCGAGACUGGAAAAGGAGCCUCAACACCAACACCCACGAGGGAAAAUAAACCCAAAAGCAAACCCACAAAGCGAGACCCCGCCGACUCAAUCCUCUCCUUCUACUGCGCCGGUACACCCUCUUUCCCCAUCCUCUCCCCAAAAUACAACAGCAACACACCCACUCCAGCGACACUACUCCCAAACAACCAACUCCUCAACCCCCAAAGCGCUAUCAAGAAAACACAAUACUACUCCCCCUCCCCAGGGAGCGUAGAGAAACUCACUUCUGCGACGGAUGUCGAACCCCGGAUCUGCAGAUUAUGCAAGGUCGGCCUGGAGGGCAUCAUGGGGCUCUGUGUGAAAUGCGAAGCCGAAUUCUCUCGUCCGAGUAGUGGCCUGCGUCCCCAGACCGAAGAGGUAAGGAAUCCUACGCCGCCGCCUAAGGAUGAGGUGAGGCCACCGGCGCCUUUGAAGGUCUUUAAAACGGCUUCGAUGGGUCCUGAUGCGAGGAGUUCUCAUGGGCAGACGCAGACAAGGACAAGUACAGAUUCAUGGACGAGUUUAGUUGAGAGUUUGACGGAGGGCGAGACGUCGCGUCCAAGAUCGCAACGCUCCCCCAGUCCCACAUGGGGGCGUGUUGCGAAGGGAAGGACAGUCAUUCAAUCGCCGGCUGUGCCAGGACGACAGAAUUCUCAUCGCGUCGUUAUCAUGGACGCAGAAGAGGAUGAGGAGCGAUAUAGUCGCUAUCAAAGCGAUGGCAUGAGGACAGAUGCUGAGCGGAGAAGAAACGACCUGACGAGUUGGACGAAUUUCUAUGACGAUCAGUCCCAGGUGGAUUAUGACAAGAAGAUACGGACGCCAGAGACUGCAAACAAAUAUGGAGAUAGAGACACGAACUUUUACGAUUUUUAUGACGACAUUCUUGGAUAG